Molecule: messenger RNA, 820 nt
Organism: Amoebophrya sp. A120
Lineage: Eukaryota; Dinophyceae; Syndiniales; Amoebophryaceae
Source: the annotation of a GenBank genome assembly
AUGGCGGAUUUGCUGGAGCGGGACAAGACGGCGCUGCGCAACAAACUUGGCUCCGGACCGGCGAGUUUGGUGGAAAAUUUGCAGAAAUGGCUGCAGGCGUUCGGGGCCAUGCACUUUGAGAAAGGUACCACACAUGAUGUAUAACGCAGUGAGUCAACAUCCGACUGACGUGUUCAAUUCUACUACGUUCGAACACCAGAAAAGGGGAAAUUAAGUUAGUGAAGUGAAGUGUAUUAAAAACAAAUUCGCGGUUGCGGAUGAUGACGAUCGUGAAUUCAUCGCAGAUGACAGCGAGAGCCUGUCCGCGAUUUUGAAGGAGCACGAAGAAGACAUCGCGGCUUUGCGGGAACGGGACGACGAGCUGAUGCAAUCGGCGAUUGACAUCACCAGAACCUCCAUCAAGCAGGAACAUCAAAAGGACAACAACUGCUUCAACAACGACCGCCUGUGUUCCACUUCUAACUCCCAACAACUUGUUUCUACUUCUUCGCAGCAGCUAGUACAUCCCGUCGUCCAGAGACAGCCGUCCGUCCCGACAAUUCCCGAGGAAGCAGAUGACGCAACAACGUCGCCGAGCGUAGUUGUGAACCGGCAGACAGUGUGCAGCGUGGGCAGGAUAUCGGUGGAGAUGGGCGGGGGUAGAAGUAGUGGCUCUUCUGGAAUUGACGCGGAUCUACUUCACAGCACCGCGAUAUCGAUUUCGAACUCGCAAAAGGUCGUACAGCAGCAGGAACACCAGCAGGGACUUUUGCAGGUUUCGUCUGCAUCCAAGGACCAAGUUGGAGGAGGUACUAGUAGCAGUACCACUACGACUUCUACU